CGAGCCAUACAUAUACAAACACGCACACACACACACACACACAUAUAUAUAUAUAUAUAUAUGCAUGUAUGUAUAUAUACUGCCUAGCUGUCACAACUAACAAAUCACUGAGAGAGAGAGUAUGUGUGUGUGUAUGUGUGUGUGUGUGCGUCUAUGUGUGUGUUAUUUCUUUACUGCCCACAAGGGGCUACACACAGAGGGGACAAACAAGGACAGACAAACACGGAUUAAGUCGAUUAUAUCGACCCCAGUGCGUAACUGGUACUUAUUUAAUCGACCCCGAGAGGAUGAAAGGCAAAGUCGACCUCGGCGGAAUUUGAACUCAGAACGUAGCGGCAGACGAAAUACCGCUAAGCAUUUCGCCCGGCGUGCUAACGUUUCUGCCAUCUCGCCGUCUUAUGUGCGUGUUUGUAAGUGUGUGCGGUUUGGAGAAAGAGAGAAUGAUAAAAUGUGGUGGGGUAGGUUUUAUAAAGAAGAGAAGGGUAGAAGGAAGCAAGUGAGAAGUGAAAGAAGGGGGGGGGGAAACACGCACGCACACUUAUACAUGCUGUAUAGAUUAUACAUAUAGUUAGAGCAUAGCGAACCCUCCCACUUCCCUUGAUCGCAUCAGUAACCAGAGAGCGGAGUGAGAGGAAGGGCAAAGCAUAACAUAAGAGGGAGGGAGAGGAACACACACAAAGACACAUAUACACAUAUACACAAAUACGAUCGUAAAUAUACUCACACUCACAAAACUAGUAACAUUGACACACAUGCAGUUAUUCGUAGAAAGAGAAAGAAAGCAAAGAGAGAGAGAGAGAGAGAGUUAACAAAGAAAAAGAGAAAACGGAGAUAUAGAGAAAGAGGGAAGACAAAGAAAAAGAGAAAGAAAGAAAGCUAAUAGUGUUUUAGACUGAAUAAAGAGAGAGAGGGAGGAGGAAGAGUGAAAUAGAGAGGGAGGGAGAAGAGAGAGAGACAGAAAGAGGAAAGGAGAAGAGAGAAAUAGAGAGGGAGGGAGAAGAGAGAGACAGAAAGAGGAAAGGAGAAGAGAGAAAUAGCGAGGGAAGGAGUGUGAUAUGACACUCACACGCACACACACAUACACACGCGCACGUAUACAGACACAUGCAUGUCACACAAAAGUCAGGCAGAGCUGAAGUGAGUAAAAGAGGGGAAGGGAGAGUAAUAUAGCGAGAAGGAGUAGGAGUGGAAGGGGGAGGUGAUGGCGAAAGGGAAAGAGUAAGAGAUAUAAACUUACACACACACAUACGUACACACAAAAACACAUAGAAACACACACUCAGCAAUAAACACGAACACACACACAUGCAUAAAUAUACACACAUAUACACAGACACAUUACAAUACAUAGAUAUACACGCAUACAGUAAGACGAACGCACACGCACAGACACAAAUAUAAACAGACUGCAAUACAUAGAAACACACAUACAAAGAUGCACAUACACAUACAGACACACGCACAUACAAAUGUACAGACAUACACAGGUUCAUAACUAUACAUAGACACACAGAGAUACACAAACAUACACUAUAGAGGAACACAGACACACACACACCCCGCAAACAUGCAUACACACACAGCAACAGACACGCUCACACACACACACACAGAUCUACAUUAACGUUCACUCAGCUUUUGCUGCGUCAGUCAACAUGAAAGCCAGAGAUAGAGAAAGACAGAAUGGAAGAAUAAAAGACGAGGGGGGAGGGGUUGGAGGUGAGAACAUGAAAGAGACAGGAACAAAGAUGGAGGGGAGGGAGAGAGUCAGAGAGGGACAAAGAAAAGAGAGAGGGGGAGGGAGAAAAACAGACUGGGAGAUAAACACACAGAGAGAAUGAGAUAGACAAAGAAAGGAAGAUAGACGGAUAAAGUGAGAAAUAGACAGGAUGAGGGAGAGAGAGAGAGAGAGAGAGAGAGAGAGGGGGAGACAGACAGAAAGGGUAAGAAGUAGACAGAGAAAGAAGGAGAUAUACCAAAAUGAGUGAGAAUUAGGAAUAGACAGACGGAGUGAGAGAGGGAGUGUGUGAGUGGCGAAGACUAAUGAGAGGGGGAACACUGUAUAUGUGUGUGAUGCACAGACACAUAAACACAGACACAUAAACACAGACACACACGCAUCUAGAGACAGACAGACAGACAGACAGGCAGGCAGAGCUGUUGGUGUUUCCAGUCGAAAAGAAGCGACGGAGUUAGCCAGAAGUAGCGACGAAAAACUGGCGUGAACGUGACGAGACUGGGAAUCAAUUUACACACGCAUCUAUAUAUAUAUAUAUAUAUAUGCAUACACAUACAUAGAUGUAUAUAUAUUGAUAUAGAUCUUGAUAUAAAAUGCACAUGCAAACAAAAUAGCCGUACCUAUACACACAAACACACCACCAUAGAAAUAUAUGUAUAUGAAUGCUGUAUAUAUCAUUGUAAUUAAGAAAUAUAUACAAGCAAUUAAUUAAACAAAUAUAUUGGUGGAAUCACAACAACAACAACAAUAAUUAAACCAGAUAGACAAACAGACCAAAAUCACUUACCUUUCAUUCCAAAUCGGAUCCAACGAAGGUUGGCUUUAAACAGACCUCAUAAAAGAAAAAAAGUCCACAAAACAAGGGAUACCCUUCUUAUUUUGUCCACAUACACAGAAACACAUACUAUAUAUAAGAUGUAUAUAUCUAUAUAUACACGCGUGUGAACACACACCACAUAAAUAUAUGUGUAUAUAAAUUUCUACUUAAUUUUGGAUGCUUCAUAUUCUUGGAUUGUUUUAAUACUUACCAGAAUGAUUAGAUGGAUGGACAACAUAAAUGUGACGACGGUUUGGUGCUGUUAUUAUUCCUCUGCUAAUAUUUCUAGACGAAUGACUUGAAUAAGAUGUGUAUUUAAUUGUGUUGGUGUCUUUCUUAAUCGCUGUACACAAUAAUUAUUAAUAAUUAUUAAUAAUUUAACAACAAACAAGUACAAACGAUCAUGCAUUUGUAUGUAUUUUCAUCUUAAAAUUUUUUUUAUUGCUAAGAUCGUGAAAGGGGAGAGAGAGAGAGAGAAAUCUUCAUUUAAAACCUUCCUCAGUCAACUUGGCGCUUACUUUGUAGAUAAGAGGCCUUUACACACCACACAGACAGAGGAACAUAUAUAUAUAUAUCUAAAUAUAUACACACAAGCACAUGCAGGCAGAAGACAUACACACAAAUACAUUGACAAUUUCAUACACACACACAUAUAGAUACACCACACGCAUGUGCACGUUUUCACACUUUCACACAUGGUAGGAAAGACAAGCAGAAGUGAUGUUUUGACCUGACAUAAAUAUUACUACAAGCCAAACACACCGUUUAAUAUCAUCCACAAUAAACCCCACAGCUUUUUCCUGUGAAUGUGUCUAAUUAAAACUUGUGUUUACAUAAUUAUCUAACCUCCCCGAUCACCUCCAACUGUCUGUCUCACUUUUAAUUUUAAUUAAUUUUUGAAUUAUAUUUAAGUUCCCCCCCUCUGUAAUUUACACACGUUAAACUGUAUGUGUAAUAAUAUAAAUAUAUAUAUGUGUGUGCGUUUUUAGAUAUUCGUUUUUCUCCCUUAUUAAAUAGAUAAUUGAACAAUUGUUUUCCUGUUCGUAGGCAUUCACUUCAACAUACAUACCCGAAACAUACGCAUAUAUAUAUAUGUAUAAAAUGUAUUGAAGUACUACAGAGAGGACGUCCAAAUUUAUAUACACAAAACAAAAUAAGGUUGUACAUCACUAAGCAAUAUAUAUAUAUACACAUUGUGUAUGUGUGUGGCUAUAUAUAUAUAUAUAUAUAUAUAUAUAUAUAUAUACACAUUAUCUAAAUCUACAAUCGUACACAUGUGUACUCCUCUGCUCUUCCCUGCCCACUCUAUAUAUACUCCUUACUAUCAAAAGAGACAGACAGACAGACACCCGGCCAAAACAGUCUAUAUAUAACCGCUCUGACACAGGAUAUAACGGGUGGUGUAAUACCCUAGGACACCUUUGAUAAACAACCGUUUUGUCCCUUGAAAAUUCUCACAACUUCGGAUAGUUUUUUUAUAUAUAUUUCCCCGCCGCUUCUGUCUGAUUAAUUGAGGGAGAAUCUUAAGUUUAUAAACUCUUUUUUUUUGUUAUUAUUUAUAUAUAAGGAGAACAAAAAAAUGAGUGUUUUGCAUGUAUAUGCACAUACGCAUGUAUAUUAGUUUUCCUUGAUGCGAAAUACCAAAUUCAUAUUUUUGACACCCUUUUCUGUGAACUUCAACAUUAUUUAGCAAAUUCACUGAGGAACAAACUACAGACAACAAAAGGUAUCGUGUGAAUGCCUAUAUAAUAAUCUCCACUCUUAAAACCGCAACAGACAAUCCUCCGUCUAUACAAUUUGGUGCAUUGAUUGUGAUCAAUUACUUUUUGGAUUUGCUUUUAUUUCUCAUAAUUAAUUGAAACUUGUCGGCCACAGAUGUCUGGAGUUACGAAAACCAAAGACAGCGAUAAUGCUGUUCUAAAACAUUCUUUCUUUCUUCAUACUUGUCUUUCGGGUGACAUUCGUCAGCACCCGAAGCGCAGGAACACCCCGGCUCCACUCAAUUUAGUUAACACAGGUGCUGUUCGCGUCGAUACUGAUCAAGAUACACCAACUCUUCAUCGAUCUCUCAACUCACGUGACACUGAAGAAAUGGUCCAGUCUCCCACUUCUCCCACACUCUCUGAUUCCAGCCGAUAUUCAGACAUGGGUGCCGAGUGUCAUCUCACAAAACGACUUUGCACACAAGUAGCAGCUCACACAAAAUCCAAAGAUAUAGAAAAUUUUUCAACAGGCGAUCAGUGA
Octopus bimaculoides (California two-spot octopus) is the source of this 4799-nucleotide messenger RNA. RefSeq names its product ETS domain-containing protein Elk-3-like. Gene Ontology annotation, biological process: regulation of transcription by RNA polymerase II; cell differentiation. Gene Ontology annotation, molecular function: sequence-specific DNA binding; DNA-binding transcription factor activity, RNA polymerase II-specific. NCBI's taxonomy places the organism in Eukaryota, Metazoa, Mollusca, Cephalopoda, Octopoda, Octopodidae. The record is from RefSeq and is a predicted model, not a curated record. Gene Ontology annotation, cellular component: nucleus.